This is a messenger RNA of Penicillium robsamsonii, 1236 nucleotides long. RefSeq names its product Zn(II)2Cys6 transcription factor domain-containing protein. The transcript has a single exon. Gene Ontology annotation, molecular function: zinc ion binding; DNA-binding transcription factor activity, RNA polymerase II-specific. NCBI's taxonomy places the organism in Eukaryota, Fungi, Ascomycota, Eurotiomycetes, Eurotiales, Aspergillaceae. Gene Ontology annotation, biological process: regulation of DNA-templated transcription. The coding region runs from base 1 to 1236 and encodes 411 amino acids. The record is from RefSeq and is a predicted model, not a curated record.
AUGCCACGCCAAACGGCGGUGGAAACACCCAUGCGUCACUCAUGCGACCGUUGUCAUAGUCAGAAGCUACGAUGUGCACGUACCGGCGCCGAAAACACGGGCGCAUGCAUGCACUGCCAGCGCAAACAUGUACAAUGUGUCUAUAGCUUCUCCUUGCCUAAGGGCCGACUGAGUGUGCACGAGCCUAUCGACGCAGAUCAGGAUCCACCAUCCACUCCACUUCCACCGUUAACUUCACCUCCGCCCGCCUCUCCUAAGACGCUAGCCGGUCAAUCGAUCAUACAAUCUAUCCAGCCUUCAUCUACCUCCGGGAUCCCAGGCCUCCUCGGGGACGGGGAGUUUCCCAAAAAGGGUGCAGCCGAGGACACGGACCCUGCAUGGGCUGGCCCAGCUCCAGUUCAAGCAUCGCCUGAUGUGCUCGGACAAUCUCAAUGUACUGAUGCGCAAAGUAGUAUUAGUAAAACUGGCAGUGGCGAAACUGAUUCUGGCCUCGUCACUGGGCAACUCUCCCAACUCAGCAUCCGUCUCUCGAGAUUGUGUCGCUUAGCCCAAGAGCUCGCCAGCCCAUCAAUCCAACCCGGAAACGAACGAGUUCGCAUCGGUAGUCAGCCGCUCAUAGAUGCUACUGCGUUUGAUUCGGUUGCCUCGUGGCUUGCCCACGGCUCUACUGGCUUCGAUUCAUUUGAGUCGACGCGAUGUUCAACUGGCCGACCAACACAGGAGCCUGAUAUCAAAACACCUGGAGGUGUGCUUUACUAUCUUUUCUCCGACUCGCAUUUUAUGCUAGAAAUUCUACGAGAUCUACAUCCGGAGGUCGGAGCUAUGCCUAUAACCACGAUGCCAUCGCCGAAGGAAUCCAAUCCCUUCGAUAACGUCAUCUGCCGCCUCUCCAUCGGCUGUUAUUCCUCACUCAUGAAUAUUUAUAUCUCAGUAUUAGAUAUUCUCGAGCAUGAUGCAAAGCUAAGCAAUCGGGCCGAGAGGACAGCACUGGGUGAUAUUCAGCUCGUCUCUAUUGUGCAGAUAUGCUCUUACCUCAUCGAGCGACAGAACCAAGCGAUUGGUUUAUACCUAUCCGCCAAAGGCUCUAUGACUGUAUCGCCAUGGCAAGAUCCGAUGGCCAAAUCAAAUGAACCCGUCUUGCAAUCCCCCGAUACUGCUAAUAGGGAGGAAAUGAGGCGCUUGGAAAUGGAAGUUCAGCAACGACUCUCGCGUCUACGGCAAAUUCUGUAUUUUUGA